Selaginella moellendorffii is the source of this 502-nucleotide messenger RNA. Its product is annotated as cytochrome P450 26B1-like. The transcript has 5 exons. The record is from RefSeq and is a predicted model, not a curated record. Bases 68 to 502 code for a protein of 144 amino acids. Gene Ontology annotation, molecular function: monooxygenase activity; oxidoreductase activity, acting on paired donors, with incorporation or reduction of molecular oxygen; iron ion binding. Lineage: Eukaryota; Viridiplantae; Streptophyta; Lycopodiopsida; Selaginellales; Selaginellaceae.
UCGAUGCAAGCGAUUUGGAGGAGUUUUCUGGAGUAAUUUGCUUGGAUCUCCCACCAUCGUUGCAACAAUGGUAGAGUCGGCCAAGUUCUUUCUCAGCUGCGCAGACUGUGGCCCCUCAGGUCUGUUUGCCCGAUUGCUUGGGCCAGAAACUAUAAACGAGGUCAUCGGGAGUCAGCAUGCGCUCUACUGGAGAAUCUUUCUGGGGCUGAUGGUUCCAGAGGCGCUCAAGUGCCACGUCCAAAUGAUUGAUAUCUUGGCUCAGGAUACUCUCGAGUCAUGGGGGUUGAAAAAGACGGUGUCGGUUAUGGAAGAAACUCUCAAGUUCAGCUACUGCACGUUGAUUGGAUUAGUGUGCAAGAAACUCCUGCCCUCCACUCCGGAGAUGAUUGAUCUCAUGAAAGACGCCCAAACGAUAGAGAAUGGGGUGCUCCAGUUUCCAAUCGACUUACCCUUCUCACCUUAUCGCAAAGCGUUACAGGCCAGGGCAAGCUGCCAACGGUGA